Microthlaspi erraticum is the source of this 2160-nucleotide messenger RNA. The record is from the annotation of a GenBank genome assembly. Lineage: Eukaryota; Viridiplantae; Streptophyta; Magnoliopsida; Brassicales; Brassicaceae.
AUGGAAGUCACCGCUAGUGAUCACCGAUACGCAAUGGCUACCGGAGAUAGAGCUAUGGUCACUCUUUUGCUUCUACUCAUCGCUACGAUCUCUGGAUUCUCUGUUGUUCAUUGUGUUACUGAUCCAUCUGAUGUUCAAGCCCUUCAAGUUUUGUAUACUUCACUAAAUAGUCCUUCACAGCUAACCAAUUGGAAAAAUGGCGGUGGAGAUCCAUGUGGAGAGUCAUGGAAAGGGAUUACUUGCGAGGACUCAGCAGUUGUCUCUAUAGAUAUAUCGGACUUAGGAGUCUCUGGCACUCUUGGAUACUUGCUCUCAGACUUAAUGUCACUCAGAAAACUGGAUGUAAGCGGAAAUAGCAUCCAUGACACACUUCCAUAUCAGUUGCCACCGAAUCUCACAAGCCUAAACUUGGCGAGAAACAACUUAAGUGGCAAUCUUCCAUACUCCAUAUCUGCGAUGGGUUCUCUUUCCUACAUGAAUGUAAGUGGUAAUUCACUUUCAAUGUCGAUAGGAGAUAUCUUUGCCGAUCAUAAGUCACUUUCAACCUUAGACCUUUCUCACAACAACUUCAGUGGCGAUCUUCCGAGUUCCUUAAGUACAAUCUCCAAACUUUCCGUUCUCUAUGUUCAGAACAAUCAGUUGACAGGUACCAUCGAUGUACUCUCGGUUUUGCCUUUGACUACUCUAAAUGUUGCAAACAAUCAUUUCAACGGAUCCAUACCAAAGGAGCUUAGCUCUAUUAAGACCUUAAUAUUUGAUGGUAAUUCCUUUGAAAACGCUCCUGCAUCUCCACAGCCAGAAAGACCUGGACCAGGGAGAAAAGGGAAACCUCCUGGUCCCAAGAAAGCCAAUAAUAGCUCCGAAGACAAAUCUCCUGACUCUAACAAGGGUGGUUUGUCUGGUGGAGUAGUCACCGGUAUAGUGUUCGGUUCUCUGUUUGUUGCUGGUAUUGUAGCACUUGUUCUUUACUUGUGCCUUCACAAGAAAAAGAAAGUUGGAGGAGGAAGCACAACAAGAGCUUCUCAAAGAAGUCUUCCAAUUAGUGGAACAACUGAGAUGCAAGAGCAGAGAGUGAAGAAUGUAGCAUCAUCAGUUGCAGACUUGAAAUCUUCUCCUUCAGAAAAAGUAACCGUUGAUCGAGUUAUGAAGAACGGGUCUAUAAGUAGAGUGAGGUCUCCAAUCACUGCUUCACAGUACACUGUUUCCUCUCUGCAAGUAGCAACAAAUAGCUUUAGUCAAGAAAACAUCAUCGGUGAAGGGUCUUUAGGCCGUGUCUAUAGAGGAGAGUUCCCUAAUGGAAAGACAAUGGCGGUUAAGAAGAUUGACAAUGCGGCACUCUCGUUGCAAGAAGAAGAUGAUUUCUUAGAAGCGGUUUCAAACAUGUCGAGAUUGAGGCAUCCAAACAUUGUUCCCUUGGCUGGAUACUGCACUGAGCAUGGUCAACGUCUUCUGGUCUAUGAGUAUGUAGGAAAUGGGAAUCUAGAUGAUAUGCUUCAUUUGAAUGAUGAUAGAAGCAUGGCGUUGACUUGGAAUGCGCGUGUUAAAGUAGCUCUUGGAACUGCCAAGGCUUUAGAGUACUUGCAUGAAGUUUGCUUGCCUUCAAUUGUACAUAGGAACUUCAAGUCGGCGAAUAUAUUGCUAGAUGAAGAACUUAAUCCUCACUUAUCAGACUGUGGCUUAGCUGCUUUAAAUCCCAACACGGAGAGACAGGUUUCAACUCAAGUGGUGGGCUCAUUUGGAUACAGUGCUCCCGAGUUUGCAUUGUCAGGAGUUUAUACUGUGAAAAGUGAUGUAUACACUUUUGGAGUAGUCAUGCUUGAGCUCUUAACUGGCCGGAAACCUCUUGACAGCUCGAGACCAAGACCAGAGCAAUCACUAGUGAGAUGGGCUACACCGCAGCUUCAUGACAUAGAUGCUUUGUCGAAAAUGGUUGAUCCUUCUCUUAAUGGGAUGUAUCCAGCUAAGUCACUGUCUCGUUUUGCAGAUAUCAUUGCUCUCUGUAUUCAGCCGGAGCCAGAGUUCAGGCCUCCAAUGUCAGAGGUGGUUCAACAGCUAGUGCGAUUGGUUCAACGAGCAAGUGUAGUCAAACGAAGAUCUAGUGAUGAUACUGGAUUCUCUUACAGGACACCUGAACAUGAACAUAUCGAUCUCUCUUUCUGA